AUGUCAGCUCCAUACAAGAAGAAGAACACACAAAACGUGCCUUGCAUUUACUUCAAGAGGGGUGCGUGUACGAAUCAGCGCUGUCCAUACUUGCACGUGCGUGGGAAGGAGUUGGGCGAGAAUGCAGAUGCGGCACCGACCGGUAACGGCUCCACAGACGCUGCGACGAAUUUGCUGUCAACGAUGCUGAAGUUGGUCUUUGAGAAGCAACAACACCGUGUGUAUGACGCGUCGUCAGGGAUGUUGGACCUGAGCGAGCUGAGAAAAUUUCCCGACCUGAAGGAUGUUUCAAACUCCAUCAACUUUAAUACACAGAACUUCUGUCGCGCACUCUGCUCGUCAAUAAAAUCACUCAUUGUCCCACCGCCAUCUGCCAUGCAGUUAAAGGGAAAUGACAUCACUUCUUUUUUUCAUUUUGCCUCACAGAUGGAAAAUGCAGGUCUGCACUUGUCGUUGCGGGCACUUUCACUAGAAGCAAAUGAUAUCAAGACAAUGGAGGCACUUCAAGGACUUAAAAAGUUCAGCAAUUUGCAAGAGUUGGUGCUUGUGGGUAAUGCCGUGGCCAGGCGUGACGACUACCGCGCGGAGGUGAAGAAAGCCAUGCCGUUUCUCCUCGGACUGGAUGGGGAAGCCAUCAUGGCGCCGCCACUGUCACUGCCAUGGCCACGGUUUACAAAUUCAGAUUACACAGACGCACAGCAGCAUGUGCUUCAGUUUGUGCAGUGCUCAUUGUUGAAUCCACUGCAGGCAGGGG
This is a messenger RNA of Trypanosoma cruzi, 754 nucleotides long. RefSeq lists its product as uncharacterized. NCBI's taxonomy places the organism in Eukaryota, Euglenozoa, Kinetoplastea, Trypanosomatida, Trypanosomatidae. The record is from RefSeq and is a predicted model, not a curated record. Gene Ontology annotation, biological process: poly(A)+ mRNA export from nucleus. The annotation marks the transcript as partial. Gene Ontology annotation, molecular function: protein binding; metal ion binding; RNA binding. The transcript has a single exon. Gene Ontology annotation, cellular component: nucleus.